AUGGCCACCUCUCUUUUUCCUACACCUGUACCUCGAAGAAAAUAUCCUGUCGAAUUCAAAGCCGGGAAACUUAAACGAGAUGGAAAUACAAAUUGGUUGAAAGCCGACGAAAGAAAAGGGCUCGUAUAUAUGGACCAGGGUGACGAUCAACUGAUGCAUUUCUAUUGGAAAGAUAGGAAAAACAAUGCUGUAGAAGAUGAUUUGAUUCUCUUUCCCGAAGAAGCUGAAUUUAUUCGAGUAGAACAAUGUACAACUGGUCGCGUGUAUUUACUUAAUUUUAAAUCAUCUUCCCGCAAACUAUUUUUUUGGAUGCAAGAUGCGAAAGAUGACAAGGAUGAAGAAAAUGUUGCAAAAGUUAAUCGAUUAAUUAAUGAUCCACAAGCCGGAUUAGCAGAAAGCAGACAACAACAAAGUAGUGCGGGUCAAUUAGGUAGCCCUUUUCAAAACAUGCAAAACAUGGACGAUUUAGCAGGAUUCGGAAUGGAUCAAGAACAAUUAUUGCAAUUACUCCAAGGUCAAGGAUUCGGUGGACCUCCUUUCACGUCAACUACUCCUGCCGAGCCACAAUCUGCAACAGCUGCAACAUCAGAAGCUGGUUCUGGAGUACAAACUACAGAAUCAAAUCUCGGUUUUACUUCUGAACAAUUAGGCAACUUGAGAAAUAUUUUGUCUGGUAUACAAGUUCCAGGUACUUAUAUUGAAAUAGAAGAGGGAACAAGACAACCUGAUGUAAGCCUGGUUGAUGUUCUCACGCCCAGUGCCAUUGGACCCUUAUUAAAUAACCCAGAGAUAGCUUCGGCUUUAUUUCCUCACCUGCCUGCCAACAUUGAAAGAUCACCUGAAGAAUUAGCCGCUGUUAUUCAAAGUCCGCAGUUUGCACAGGCAUUACAGUCUUUAAGCAUCGCCUUGCAAUCUGGCCAAUUAGGACCUUUGCUGUCUCAAUUAGGUUUAGAUCCAUCAGCCGGCAAUGGAGUCGAAGCAUUCCUCCGUGCCAUUCAGGAACAAGCGAAUAGGCGACACAGAGAUCACGAGGAUGAAAACACUGAAGAUCAUAGCGGCGAUAGAAUGGAAGAAGAUUGA
Molecule: messenger RNA, 1080 nt
Organism: Rhizophagus irregularis DAOM 181602=DAOM 197198
Lineage: Eukaryota; Fungi; Glomeromycota; Glomeromycetes; Glomerales; Glomeraceae
Source: RefSeq, a predicted model, not a curated record